Messenger RNA from Chironomus riparius, 3171 nucleotides. The record is from the annotation of a GenBank genome assembly. Lineage: Eukaryota; Metazoa; Arthropoda; Insecta; Diptera; Chironomidae.
AUGGAUUCAAGGCUAAAAAGACGUUCAAGAUCUGAUACACCGGAAAUAAAAGCAAAGAAAAAGUCCAAAAAUAAGGAUAAAGAUCGCGAUAGAAGUGAAAAGAAAAAGAAACGAUCUAAAUCUAAGGAACGACAUCGAUCUAAAUCACGUGAACGUGACAGGGAAUUGAGGAAAAAGAAUGGAAAAGACAAGAAAAAAUCGAGAUCCAGAAGUAGAGAGAAGGUGCAUAAAGAUAAAUCUCGUGAUGAGCGCCCAAAAAGUCCAAAAGAGUUCACAAAAGACUCAAAAGAUGUUAUUGAAAUCAAGGAUGAUCAAUUCGAUCCAGCAAAGUUUGAUAAAGAAGAGGAACAGCGAAGAUUAGAGCUGGAAAUGAUAAAAAGAAAGGAACGGAUUGAAAGAUGGCGAGCUGAACGUAAAAAGAAAGAAAUGGAACUGCAGAAAAAGCCAGAAAAACUUUCAACUGAGCCAUCAGCAAAACCUUGGAGCUUAGAAGAUGAUGAUGAGGACGAGGAUGUGAAAAUAAUUGAAAUCGAAGACAGUCCAACAAGAGUUAAAGAUGAACCGAUUCAUGACAGUCCUCCUAAGAAAAAACUGGAAAAGAUUGUAAUCGAUGACGAUGAUGAUUUUAAUAUGAAAAUUAAGUCAUCAAAAAAGAUUGUCAAGCCUUUAAGUCCAGAACUGCCUAAAAUCGAAGAAAAAAUAAUAGAAGAAGAAGUAGUGGACGAUGACGUUGAUCCAUUAGAUGCUUAUAUGAAGGCUGUUGACGAGGAAGUCAGAAAAAUCAACAAAAUGUCAAAGGUUUCGACGACGACAGCAAAAACAACUUCCGGGCAAGCUGGAUUGGUAAUUGUGACUGGAAAUGCAAAGAAGCAACAGAAGGAAAUAAAGAAAGGUGAAUUGAUUGAGCAAAAUCAAGAUGGUUUAGAAUAUUCAAGUGAAGAAGAAUUCGAGGAUAUUAAAGAUACUGCUGCAAAUCUAGCAACAUAUAAACAAAAAAAGGAGCUUCCAAAAAUCGAUCAUACAAAAAUGGAUUAUAAUGAAUUUAAAAAGAAUUUCUAUGUGGAAGUGCCAGAAUUAGCCAAAAUGACACAACAGGAAGUUGAUGCUUAUAGAACUGAAUUAGAAGAUAUUCAAGUCAAGGGUAAAGGAUGUCCAAAGCCAAUAAGAACAUGGGCACAGUGCGGAGUUUCUAAAAAAGAAAUGGAUAUUUUAAGGAAAUUAAACUUUGAAAAACCAACGCCAAUCCAAUGUCAAGCGAUUCCAGCAAUUAUGAGCGGACGUGACUUAAUUGGUAUUGCUAAAACUGGAAGUGGCAAGACUAUUUCCUUUAUUAUUCCCAUGUUUCGUCACAUCCUCGAUCAACCGCCUCUAGAAGAAAGCGAUGGUCCAGUUUCAAUUAUUAUGACACCAACAAGAGAACUGUGCAUGCAAAUUGGCAAGGAUAUAAAAAAGUUUUCAAAAUCGUUAGGUUUAAGAUGCGUUUGUGUUUAUGGAGGAACUGGCAUUAGCGAGCAAAUCGCUGAACUUAAGAGAGGAGCUGAAAUCAUCGUCUGUACUCCAGGUCGAAUGAUAGAUAUGCUUGCUGCCAAUUCUGGUCGAGUGACAAAUUUAAGGAGAGUAACUUAUGUGGUGUGUGACGAAGCUGACAGAAUGUUCGAUAUGGGUUUUGAGCCUCAAGUCGUUCGAAUUUUAGAGAAUAUUCGUCCAGAUCGGCAAACUGUCAUGUUUUCAGCCACAUUUCCUCGACAAAUGGAAGCACUGGCUAGAAGAUUUCUGAAGAAACCAAUAGAAAUUCAAGUUGGUGGACGAUCAGUCGUUUGUAAGGAAGUAGAACAGCAUAUUGCUAUUCUUGAAGAAGAUGCAAAAUUCUUUAAGUUAUUGGAACUUUUGGGACAUUAUCAGGAACAUGGAUCGAUUAUUGCGUUUGUUGACAAACAAGAAAAUGCAGAUAUAUUAUUAAAGGAACUAAUGAAGGCUUCAUAUCCGUGUAUGAGCUUACAUGGUGGAAUUGAUCAAUAUGAUCGGGACUCAACAAUUUCUGAUUUUAAAAGUGGCCGAUGUAAAUUACUAAUUGCUACGUCUGUGGCUGCUCGUGGCUUAGAUGUUAAGCAUUUGAUUCUUGUCGUAAAUUAUGACUGUCCAAAUCAUUAUGAGGAUUAUGUUCAUCGAGUUGGUAGAACAGGACGUGCUGGAAAUAAGGGAUAUGCUUGGACAUUCUUAACACCAGAUCAAGGCAGAUAUUCUGGUGAUAUUUUGAGAGCACUUGUAUUAUCCAGCACAGAAGUUCCUGUAGAGCUACAAAAUCUUUUUGAUACAUAUAAAGAAGGUCAAGAAGCAAUUGGAAAGAAAGUUUAUAGCGGUGGUGGAUUUAGUGGAAAAGGAUUUAAAUUUGAUGAGCAAGAAGCAGCAGCUGCUAAUGAAAUGAAAAAGUUACAGAAAGCAGCAUUAGGUCUCGUAGAUUCCGACGACGAAGAUGAUUUAGAAAAUGACAUUGAUCAAACAAUUGAGAGCAUGUUUGCGACAAAACGAACAGUCAAAGAAAUACAAUCACCAAUCAUUCCUGCAGCUCCACAGCCAGCUGCUCCACCGCCUCAAGCAGUCGCAACAGCAUCAACAGAUAAAUUGGAACUGGCUAAAAAAUUGGCAUCUCGAAUUAAUAUCACUAAGAAUUUGGGUGCUGAGGCGAAAGGAGCUACACAACAGGCUGCAGAAGCUAUAUUUGGCAAAGGAAGUGUGUCCACACAGUUGAUUACGAAUAAAACAAUUGCAGAGCAAAUUGCAUCGAAACUCAACACGAAGCUUAAUUAUCAACCUAAAGAUGAUGAGGACGCAAUGAUGGAGCAAACAGAUGGAAUGUUUAAAAAGUACGAAGAAGAAUUGGAGAUUAAUGAUUUUCCACAACAAGCAAGAUGGAAAGUCACAUCAAAGGAAGCACUUGCUCAAAUAUCUGAAUAUUCUGAAGCUGGUCUAACAGUUAGAGGUACUUUUGUUCCACCAGGAAAACCAAUUCCUGAAGGUGAACGUAAACUAUAUCUUGCGAUUGAAAGUUGCAGUGAACGAGCUGUGUCUAAAGCAAAGAGUGAAAUCACUCGAUUAAUUAAGGAAGAACUCUUAAAGAUUAAGAAUGUAUCACAUCAUUUAAUUAAUAAGGCCCGUUACAAAGUUGUCUAA